CAGAAAUAGAAGAAGGAUGGUGGUCUACUGGUGGAGAUUUUGCGCAGCUGUCCUGAGGCGAUCAAGUUUUAUAUUAAAAUAAGAGCAGGAUCACAGCAGUGCAGGUGCUUUUUACAGCUCUGGUCAUGUCACAGGAGAGUGAGGAGGAGAUAACGCAAAGCUCUCCUCCUAAACACCAGGAUGUACACAGCUCUCCUUCUAAACACCAGGAUGUACACAGCUCUCCUUCUAAAUACCAGGAUGUACAAAGCUCUCCUCCUAAAUACCAGGAUGUACAAAGCUCUCCUCCUAAAUACCAGGAUGUACAAAGCUCUCCUCCUAAAUACCAGGAUGUACAAAACUCUCCUCCUAAACACCAGGACGUGCACAGCAGAGACAGGCCUUUCAGCUGUGACCUCUGCCCAAACACCUUCACUUGCUCCACUCAGCUCAAACUGCACAAAAGCUCGCAUAAUGGAGACAACCCCCAGAGAUGUGACCGGCGCAAGAGGAGGAGAGCACAGCCCGAUGGUCUGAUACAGCAUGGAACAACAGAUUCAAGUGACACUGCACAUAAAACACAGAAGCGUAUUCACAAGAACAGCAAACACAAGAGUAAGCCUUAUGAGUGUGAGUACUGUGAGAAGCCAUUUGGACGGAAAAGUCAGCUUAGAGAACAUGUCUUUACUCACACCGGGUACAAGCCGUUCAAAUGUGACCAGUGUGAGAGGACAUUUACCAGAGCUUUUGACCUUAAACGCCAUAAGGCUGUCCACGUGGGAAAAGGAUACAGCUGUGAUGUUUGUUCUAUGAAAUUCCUAGAUGUAAAUUCUCUUAUAAAGCAUCAGAAGAAGAUUCACGGCAGUACCCAGGGAGCAGAAAGUCUGCACACUUGUAACGAUAGUAGGCCUUAUAAGUGUGAGUAUUGUGAGAAAUCAUUUAUUCGGCAAAGCCAACUUAGAGAACAUGUUUACACUCACACCGGGUACAAACCAUACAAAUGUGAUGAGUGCGAGAGGACAUUUACCAGAGCUUUUGAUCUGAAACGCCACAAGGAUAUCCACGUAGAAAAAGAAUACAGAUACAGCUGUGAUCUUUGUGGGAUGAAAUUCCCACGUGCAAAUUCUCUUAAAGUACAUCUGGGGAACCACAGCGGGAAGAAGCCAUUUGGUUGUGCCUACUGCAAAGCCACCUUUGACCUUUUAUAUGAACUCAAAGAGCAUCUGCACUCACAUCCUGGGCCAAAGUUUUGUAAAUGUGAGCGAUGUGGAACCAGAUUUUCCCAACUCUCAAAUCUCAAAAGACACAUGCGGAAUCACCUGGGACAGCCAGCGUACCCAUGUGACCAGUGUGGGAGGGUUUUCAAUGAACCGUCCACUCUACGGACUCACUACUUGGUGCACUCCGGCUCUUAUGCCUGCGAUAAGUGUGAGAGGAGUUUUAUCACAGAAGAAAACUUACAAGAACAUAGAAUCAUACACACUGAAGAAGUACAUUUUUCAGGUGUAGAGGAGUCUAAUGUUGAGCCUACAGAUAAUUUACCUGUUCAAGGACUGGACGAUGUUUAUGCUGUAGAGGUGGAUAGUCUUCAGGUUAAAGAGUUUGAGAUCUCAUGUGAAGUGUGUUCAGACACAUUUCAUUCCAAAGACCAAUAUUAUGAACAUUUGCAGAACCACGAGAUUGAGCUUGUUGUGAUCUAACACAGAAUUAACUACACUAAAACACAGAUGUGUUUGAUAAGCUACGGUAUGCAUUAAAUAGCAUGUACUAUGAUUAAAAAACCUGUGCAAUUGCAGCAUUUGAUGCCAUUACAAUCUCAAUUGUCUAGAAAAGGAGCAGACCGUACCAUUGGGACAUCAGUGUGAGAUUUGGAGACCAGAACGAGCACCAGAAUGAGCUGCAAUCUCUAUUUUAAAAUAUGUGUGCUUGUUUUCUUGACCAUCAGAAAUACAGGUGGCAUUCCACACAAGUUCUUAAAUGGUCUGAAAAGUCAAGAAAACAUUCAAAAUGGUUUAAAUAAGAAAUUGAAUACAGUAUGUGAUCACUGCAUGUGUUUAGGUGUGAGUGUGACUGAACUGGAAAAAAGUCAACUUCUAAUUUUUAUUUUAUUUGAGAGGGACUAGUUUAAUUGCAUAGAUUUUCUCAGUUUAGUUCCAAUAGUCAGUUAAAAACAAACAAAACAAAAAAAAUAUUGGGAAAGAUUCAAUUUAAUUGUCAAUUGUUGUUGUCAUAUGCGCUGUAAAACAUAUCAUUCUAUUCUUCAUAUGCUGUAAAUUGGGAAUAGAAUUGACUUAAAAUUGAAGGACUCUCAUUUCGUCCUGAUCCUAAUAAUACCACAGUCAGUCUACCCCAGGCAGCUGUGGCUACAAGUGUAGCUUACCAUCACCGACUGAAAUAGAUGAAUUGUUAUUAUUACAAGUUUAUUGUUUCACCAUUGGAUUUUUUACAGCGCCUUUUAGGACACCCAAAGUGCUUUACAUUGCAUUAUUCAUUCACUCCACACAUGGUGGUGACUACGAUUGUAGACACAGCUGCCCUUGGGCAGACAAACAAAAGUGAGGCUCACAAUCUACACUUUUGGCCCCUCCGGCCACCACCAACACUCAGACAGCACAAAACACAUUCAUAUUCAAUGUGGGUAAAGUGCCUUGCCUAAGGACACAAUGACAGUUUUAGAAACC
This is a messenger RNA of Periophthalmus magnuspinnatus, 2660 nucleotides long. RefSeq names its product zinc finger protein OZF-like. Bases 126 to 1679 code for a protein of 517 amino acids. Gene Ontology annotation, cellular component: nucleus. The record is from RefSeq and is a predicted model, not a curated record. The transcript has 2 exons. Lineage: Eukaryota; Metazoa; Chordata; Actinopteri; Gobiiformes; Gobiidae.